GUCCUGGUCUCUUUACAGGAGGGAGAAGUUCCAAAUUGCUUGAAAUUGAAUAAUUGCGACAAAAAAUGCACACAAUUAAACUAUUCCUUUUUAUUGUUCCUCUAGUAAUUGCGUCCAGAGUUGAUCCAGACCUUUCAUCAUUUGAUUCUGUACCUUCAGAGCCAAAAUCAAGAUUUGCUAUGUUGGAUGAUGUCAAAAUUUUAGCCAAUGGCCUCCUGCAGCUCGGUCACGGUCUUAAAGAUUUUGUCCAUAAGACUAAGGGACAAAUUAAUGACAUAUUUCAGAAGCUCAACAUAUUUGAUCAGUCUUUUUAUGACCUAUCACUUCAAACCAAUGAAAUCAAAGAAGAAGAAAAGGAGCUAAGAAGAACCACAUCUAAACUACAAGCUAAAAAUGAAGAGGUGAAGAAUAUGUCACUUGAACUGAACUCAAAGCUUGAAAGUCUACUGGAAGAGAAGACAGCGCUUCAACACAAGGUCAGGACUUUGGAGGAGCAGCUAACCAACUUAAUUCAAAACCCACCUGGGGCUCAGGAGCACCCAGAAGUAACAUCACUUAAAAGUUUUGUAGAGCAGCAAGAUAAGAGCAUAAGAGAACUCCUCCAGAGUGUGGAAGAACAAUAUAAACGACUAAGUCAACAGCACAUUCAGAUAAAAGAAAUAGAAAAUCAACUCAGAAAGACUGGUAUUCAAGAACCCACAGAAAAUUCUCUUUCUUCUAAAUCAAGAGCACCAAGAACUACUCCCCCUCUUCAUCUGAACAAAACAAAAAAUACAAAACAAGAUGACCUUCCUGCUGACUGCUCUGCCAUUUAUAACAGAGGUGAACAUACAAGUGGUGUAUAUACCAUUAGACCAAGCAACUCUCAAGUGUUUAAUGUCUACUGUGAAACCCAAUCAGGUAGUCCAUGGACAUUAAUUCAACACCGGAAAGAUGGCUCACAAAACUUCAACGAAACAUGGGAAAACUACAAAAAGGGCUUUGGGAAGCUUGAUGGAGAAUUUUGGUUGGGCCUAGAGAAGAUCUAUGCUAUAGUUCAACAGUCUAACUACAUCUUACGACUCGAGCUACAAGACUGGAAGGACAGCAUGCACUAUGCUGAAUACUCCUUUCACCUGGGCAAUCACGAAACCAACUACUCACUACAUGUGACUGAGAUUGCUGGCAAUAUCCCCGAGGCCCUCCCAGAGCACAGAGAUCUGAUGUUUUCUACAUGGGAUCACAGAGCAAAGGGACAGCUCUACUGUCCAGAAAGUUACUCAGGUGGCUGGUGGUGGAAUGACAUAUGUGGAGAAAACAAUCUAAAUGGAAAAUAUAACAAGCCCAGAACCAAAUCCAAACCAGAGAGAAGAAGAGGGAUCUACUGGAGGCCUCCGAGUGGAAAGCUCUACUCUAUCAAAUCAUCCAAAAUGAUGCUCCAGCCUACCACCUAAAAAAGCUCCAACUGAACUGAGACAAAUUGAAAGACCAAUAAAUUAAAUAUUAAAAUUCUCCCAAUCACUGUCGUACAGUAAUCUGGUAUUAAAUCUUUACUGGAAAGCUUGA
Molecule: messenger RNA, 1545 nt
Organism: Grammomys surdaster
Lineage: Eukaryota; Metazoa; Chordata; Mammalia; Rodentia; Muridae
Gene: Angptl3
Product: angiopoietin like 3
Exons: 7
Coding region: 66-1433 (455 amino acids)
Biological process (GO): phospholipid catabolic process; phospholipid homeostasis; triglyceride homeostasis
Source: RefSeq, a predicted model, not a curated record